Messenger RNA from Brassicogethes aeneus, 853 nucleotides. Lineage: Eukaryota; Metazoa; Arthropoda; Insecta; Coleoptera; Nitidulidae. The record is from the annotation of a GenBank genome assembly.
UUGUCCUAAACUAUAAUUCGUGAUGUGCAGGUCUGUUUAUAUUGCUCGUGUAAAUUAAAGUCAUGGAAAAAUCGUUUAGGGUUAUAAUUAAUCUAAAUUAUUUCUAUCAAGAUCAUAGAUCGAUUGCGAUGAUUUUUAUUAAUGAAAAUAUUAAUAAAAUCGAAAAUCUUGAACAGAAAGUUCGUGAAAUUUUUGGGAUCGAUCAGUUUUAUUUAACAUGCCAGAAUCGCUUUUUGCCAUCCUGUGAAGACGUGAGAAUAUUGCAGAAGGAUGAUUUAUUAUGGGCAAUUCCAAAGGGAUACUAUGUGGACACAGUUGUAUACAGAGGAGAGCAUGUUGUGGAAGAAAUAGAAAAAAAUACACCAAAAAAACGCAAGGAAGAUGUGGUAGAAAAGGUUGCCGAAGGAAAUGAAAAAGUAUCAAGAAAGAAGAAGAAAAAAAUGGAAGGGGUCGCCCAGAUACAUGAAGAUGAGAUCAUUGAAGAAGACCCAAAACCCCAACAAGAAGAACAAAAUCUCAAAAACACGGAAAAAGUGGGGAGACUUCGCCCAAUUUUUAGUUUUUUUAAUCCAUUUCUCUCCUUAGAAUAUAUUUCUGAUUUCUUUAGAAUGCAUUACAUUAUAACAACCUUGGCACAAACAUUAUUACUCAAGUAGUGAAAAAAAAACGCAAGUAUUUUUAAUGAAUUAAAUGUAACACAAAAAUUGGGUGGACCUGCUAGCGCAAGGAGUGGGGAUUUUUCGCGGCAUUUUUUGAUAAGUACUAUAUUACUUAUUUAAAGAUAUAUAUUUGGUUUUUUUGGCUACAACUACGAAGUACAUAUUACUUUAUUGGUAUUAUGUUGAGAAAAUAA